Tilletiaria anomala UBC 951 is the source of this 4210-nucleotide messenger RNA. RefSeq lists its product as uncharacterized. The coding region runs from base 171 to 3992 and encodes 1273 amino acids. The transcript has 2 exons. The record is from RefSeq and is a predicted model, not a curated record. Lineage: Eukaryota; Fungi; Basidiomycota; Exobasidiomycetes; Georgefischeriales; Tilletiariaceae.
AUCGCACAUCCUCUUCCAUCACCCCCAUCCACUUGCAUCCUCCCGUCCUUGCUUGCAUCCGCUUCGACAGGCCUGGGCGCUGGAGAGUGUGCAAUUCAAUUUGUGUCAUUCCAGACAGAGCAGAUCAGGGCAGGGAAGCAAGUAACGUCAGCCUAACCGCCACCCUCGCCAUGCCAGCAACGGGUUCGACAGCAGCCAUGCGCUCGCCUGGAAUCAGCACGCCCUCGCGGCCCUCGGGCCACGUCCGGCACGACUCCAACACCUCAUCCCACUCCGAAUCUGGGUCCACGCACUCCCAACCGAGCAGCAGCCGCGCCGGCGGAUCCCCGUGCGCCGCCCCCCUCCCCGCCGCUUCGUUCUCGUCCUCCACCACGGCAGUAGACUCGCCGGUGCCUGUAGCUCUCUCCCGCUCCUCGUCCGCAUCCCUCUCCAAGCGCGGAGGCAACAAGGCUGACCCGCACGUCCCCGCGCCUGUCUCACGCGAUACGGCGCUGCGCGAGUCCAAGAGCCAGGACGACUGCAGUGGCUUCACACCCGGCGGACCAGUACCGAGGGGGUACAGCUACCUCGGCCGCAGCAACAGCGUCGUCACCACCAGCCGCAGGACCGUACUGCCCACGGCGGCCAAAGGCAUGCACCAAAGCACCGGUAGCAAAUCAUCCGCCCCAGCAUCCUCCUCGUCCUCGCUUCCUCCCCCAUCUCCGCCCACAUACCCCUCUUCGCCGCCGCAAGAGCACGGGCACGAGCUAGCGCCGCAGCCGCGCACGCGCGCCCUCCCUCCAACACCCUCGCCUACCGCGGCGAUCGCUAUGGCCUCUGCUGCCGCCGUGCACGGUGACAUUACCUCGGCCGAGGCGGCCGCCGCCAUGACGGCGGGCAACCGCGUCAACGUCGUCCAGCACGCCGAUGCGGGCGCGUCACGCCCGCCGCCCACUGCCGCGGACGACCGCAUCGCCGCUAUGGCCAGAGUUCUUCCUGCAAACCCCAAGGUCUGGACGCCAUCGCAGGUCUCGCUGUACCUGCACUCGGUCCUGCGCCUCGUCCCACAGCCGAUCAUUGCAGACGUCACCGCGUACGUUGUCAGCUCACACAUGGGCGGCAAGGUGUUUCUGCGCCUGCGCGAGGAGGACCUCGAGGCCGAGGGCCUCAACAUCCGCUGGCGCCGCCUCAUGAUGGAGGCCGUCCGCAAGCUGAGGCGGGACUGCCUCAAGGGCCGCAUCUGGGGAUUUGAAGGCGCCCGAUACGAGCCCUCUGCUACCGCAACCGCAGCAGCACCAAGUGGGCUGUGCCUCGAUCCGCGCUCUUCUCCUUCUCUUUCGUCUUCGUCUCCGUCUUCGUCUUCGUUUUCUUCAACUCUUUCGUUCGAUGCAGACUUCGGCGGCGAUGCCGCAGUCGACGAGGACGAAGGCGUGGCCGUCGCCGUGCAGGAGGCCAUCGCCGCAUGGAACGCGCACGGGCGUUCGCAUGUCACCGACGACGGACUCCCCUCGCCGUCGUCGUCCAGCACGAACCGCGACACGCUCAAGCGCCUGCGCGACAAGAAGCAGAUCCGUGGUGUCAUUGCCGCGUUCGAAGCGCAGCAGCUACAGCUGCCGACCGACGAGCGUGACGAAGACGAGGACGGCGGCGGCUUCGUCGCGCUCAGUCGCCAAGACUCGGCGUGCAGCUUGCGCGAGCAGUGGCAGCGCGAGGUGGACCAGCAGCAGCAGCAGAGCAGCACGCGCGCGGACAGGGUCAGAGAAGAACUGGCGCACGCAUACGCUGACCAGUCCGGCUGGGUCCGCUGCCGGGCGCAGAGCUACUCGAGCCUGCAAGACGAGUACGAGCAGAGCGGCGUCGGCUUCAAGCGAGCAGCAGCUGCCGUUGAAGACGGCAGCCAAGACGCCGCCACCACGCCACCUACAGCCAGCUUCACAGGCACGCCCAGCGAGAUCAACGCCCUAUCCGCGUCGCGGGGGCAUGCACUGCAGAAGCAGCACCGCUCGGAAAUAGGGAACGAAGAAGUGCAAGAACUGGAGCAGGAGCAGGAACACGUCUUCGUGUCUGAGCCUAGUCGCAGAGAGGCCAGCGAGCUAUCGAGCAGUAGCUCCGGCUCGGACGUGCACGAGGCGCUCACGCCCGCCGUCGACGCUGGCGGGCAAGAUCCGUUCGUCGCUUCGCACUCGAGCUCGCAGCAAACGGAGCGAGCGUCUGCUCUCGUGACUGCUGAUUCGAACGAGAAGGACUUAGCGCAGCUUGUGCAGCCAGACGCGCUUGGCUUGCUCCGUGUCCAGCCGGCUCUGCAGCAUCAAAACGAGUGCAACCUCUUCGAAGACUCGCUGUCUACAUAUCAGGCCGCCAUCCAGAUCUCGCCCCCGGCGCGCCAUGCGCCUCUGGGCAACUAUAGCCCAGCGUCAGCUGCGCACGCACUAGCACAGCCACAGCCACCUGCGCGGCCCUCGUGCACGAAAUCGCACUGCGGCUCUGACUUUGCGGAGGAGGAGCUCGCUUCGUUCCACGACGCGCAGGCCGCUGCCGCUGUGCACGAGGGAGAUGAUGACUGGGACUUUAGCUCGCCCAAGUUUGGCACCGCCCGGCGCCGCGUCAUACCCGCACUUGUGGACAUGUCUUUGCAGGACAGCGCAGCUCACUUGGCUGCCCACAGCGGCCAGCAGGGUGUCAUGCUCGCCGCACAAGCUCAGCCUACCAUCGAGGCGCGACAAAUGCAGCAUGCGCACGCGAACGAGGCCGCGAGCGAUGCAGGCGACUCGGUGCGCUCCAUGGAGCACAUGCGCAAUAUGUCGGCUCACACACAGAGUGGCUUCCAACCGUACGGCGCGCUCUCGCGCCGCAGCUCGCAGCGCGCGGUGCCUUCGUUGCUCUCUGCUACCAUUGUCGCCGAUGAGGCGGCGGAAGAGAAGCAACGAGAUGCACCAGGAAGCGUAGGCGCUUCGUCCUCUCCCUCCGCUCCCACCUCGCAGCAGCUCGCAGACAUCGUCUCGAACGCUAGUGAGAAGCCAAUCCUGAUGACGGAAGAAGAAGUGAAGCUCGUCGAAUCGCUCGGUCUCAGCGCUCGCUCGCAGGGCACGCUCGGCAGCAAGCGCAGCAAGGGUGUCGCCACGCUGCUUCGCAGGCAGGAACAGGGCGGCGGCGCCGAGACCAGUCUCGCCGGCGCUUUCGGCUCGCUUCGAAUGGCAGCGGGAGCAACCAGCGUGCCCGGCUUCAGCAAGAAGGGAGAUGCAGGCUGCUGCAGUGCCAACAGCGGCCUCGCGUCCAUCGGGUGCCGCGCCGGCAGCAGCGGCGCGCACUCGAAGAUGAUGGCGCUGUUUGACGUCCCUGAAGGCAAGGCGCCCGUUGUGCCGCCAGAAGGCUUCGACGAGCCAGAACAGGAGCAGGCCAACGUCCAGCCUGCGCCUGAGCUCCAGUCUCAGCCUGAACCCACGCUAGAGCACGAGACGAAGAUAGAGCCAGAGCCAGAACAAAUUCAAGAGAGUGUAAGUGCGCCCGAUCACGGCGUUCCUCCCACUCCCAUCGGCAGCGCGCGCUUCAAGUCUGUCAAAAUCGGCGAGAAGCUCAGUGUGCCGCUGUACAGCAUCGAGCCUUCUUCCGACGGCAAAGGUUCCACCAAGAAGCGUAGCAUGGUGCUCGUCGAGCGCAAGCGAUUCGAAAGCCUCGCGCGCCGCAUGGGCGCUUUGGAAGUUCAGAUCGCCGCGCUUGAGAGCGCCUCGCCAAAGGAGGGAGCGUCAUCGUCAUCGACACCGCACUUGCGCCAGAUGUUCGAUGAGCCACAGUUCAUUUCGCCAUCAUCCAAUGCUAGCGCCACCCGGCCAGUUGUCGCCGUCGAGGAAUGCAUCGGCAGUGAAGACGAAGACGAUGAAGACGAAGAGUUGGAGGUCGAGGCAAAGCCAAUGCUUUCGAUCGGAGCCAUUCCUUCGUAUAUGCUCGGACUCGGUGCCGGUGUCGGCUUUGUCAUCCUCAGCGAGGUGCUCGGCAAAUUCGCCGCCAGACGUUGAAAUCACCCAACGAUGGUGACCGACUCAACAAGAUUCAGAACGCGCACAAGAGGAUGCUCACGCGUACACACGACCAUUUCAUGACCUGUCACGACACCCCUUUCACGAUGUUCCUAGACAAGAAUUUCUUCUCAUCGUAACUUCGUAUUCAGUUCUUUUCUCUUUUCCUUUCUGGUAUUCCUGUGCGUAGCAAAUGCAAUCACGUUGCAAUUCGUCUC